CGGCAAGAGGCCAAGGUAGGUACCUACCUAACCCAGAAUUAUUAGAGUUGAAGUUGGAUCGAUCUUGACUUGACGUAUUUUUCAGCCUUACGAGAUAUUUCUGGUUCCAUGUUCCAUACAUCACACGUGUGCAUCUACAUUACAGAAAUACCUAGUCGAAUUCUAAAUCAAUUCCUCGUGUAUGCAGAGAGCAAUUCUUCCUUCUCCUUAUACUAUACCUCUUUUUUUAUUACUACGCGACCCAAACUUAUUACUCUCCUAUACUCUCCCUUAACAUGUCUCUACCACCCCGCAUCACAGUUGAGAACCUCCCAGACCUCCUUAAGGAUGAUACCAAGGUGAAGCUGGCAGGAGUAGACGUCGAUGGAAUGCUACGAGGGAAGAUCGUAUCCAAAAAGAAGUUCCUCUCCAUAGCCAAAGAAGGUUUUGGGUUUUGCAGUGUCAUCUUCGGUUGGGAUAUGCACGAUAGGACCUAUGGAAAGGAACUCAAGAUUAGCAACAAGCAGAAUGGUUAUCGCGACUUGAUAGCUGUACCCGAUCUGAAUAGCUUCCGGCGCAUUCCCUGGGAAGACGAUGUUCCCUUCUUCCUAGUUAGCUUCUUCGACGACGACGCAAAGCCUGUAUGCGCCGAUCCGCGCGGACUGCUUAGAACUACCGUAGAAAAGCUGCAAAAGAAGGGCUACGAUGCCAUGGCAGGAGCCGAAAUCGAGUUUUUCCAAUUCAAGAUACCUUCUUCGAAUUCCUCGACCACAGACUCGCCCUCUCCUUCGGUCGCUUCGUAUCUUAACAGCCACCCGCCACAUGCGCUGCCCCCCUUGACUGAGGGUAUGUUCGGAUAUAGCAUUACGCGGCCGACGCUAAAUAAGUCUUACUAUCACGGGGUAUAUGAUUCAUGCGCCAAGUUUAGGUGCGACCUGGAAGGUUGGCAUACCGAGAGCGGACCUGGUGUCUACGAGGCGGCAUUGGAAUUUGGACAAAUCUCAGAGACGGCCGAUCGGGCAUCUCUCUUCAAGUACGUCGUUAGAUCGGUUGCGAGCGAAUACGGAAUUACGCCCUGUUUCAUGGCGAAACCUCAGCACGGUCUGCCGGGGAACAGCGGGCAUACCCACGUGUCUGUCGUGGAUAAGGAUGGCAAGAACCUAUUCUUCCGCGAGGAGAAGGACGAGAAUCCAAAGUACCCUGACAUUGCCCAUCUCAGCGAUCUUGGGAGACAUUUUCUUGCGGGCAUCUUGGACGGCUUACCUGAUGUCAUGCCGAUGCUUGCGCCUACUAUAAAUAGCUAUAAGCGGUUGGUUGAGAAUUUCUGGGCCCCCGUGACCGUCUCCUGGGGCCUGGAACACCGUGCUGCAUCUGUCCGACUUAUCGCACCUCCUACUUCUAAGCCUGGGGCAACGCGAUUUGAGGUCCGUGUACCAGGUGCCGAUGCGAACCCUUACUUUGUCAUGUCGGCUAUCCUAGCUCUCGGAUGGCGCGGCGUAGAGAAGAAACUUGAGAUCCCGAUUCCUCCUCUCGGCAAGGGUCAGGAUGUGGGGGACCUGGCCGAUCAAGGUACUCGCCUCGCGAGAAACUUGAGGGAAGCUACCGACAGAUUCAUGAGCCAAAAUAGCAUCGCUCGCGAAGUUUUCGGUGACGACUUUGUAGAUCACUUUGGAGGUACCAGGGAAAACGAGAUACGACUUUGGGAUGAGGCGGUAACGGAUUGGGAGCUGAAACGAUACAUAGAAACGGUAUGAGGUAUAGGUAGAACAGGGCUUUUGUUUUGGAUUGGAUGUAUGAUAUCCUGUAGAAUAGCCGUAGAACUAACCUGCCAUUCCUAUUGUCACGCCGUAGGGUAAAUUUAAAUCCUUUCUUGAAACUGUAAACUGUGUUUGGCCGGUAAAAAUGCUUGCGAUGACGGUGUUUAUCCUGAGCAGCUAGGAUCUCCCAAUAUUCUUCCCCGCAAUGUAUCAUAUUUAGGUGGUUAGUUCGGAAUCAAAACGUGAACCUUACCGGCGUGUUUCUCUUAGUGGAAGCUAAUUGAAAGUGUAGUGGAAGAUUUUCAAAUGUAAAGCAUGAAAUAUAUCCCUACAUAGGUGUGAGAUUCGUCCAAGUAGAGCGGGGUUUGGCUGACGAAGGGUACUUGGAUACUAUAGAAAAUCAUCUUAUGAAGAUGUAGGGAAUAAAAAGGAAGAAAGUUCCCCGAAUACUCGGAUUACUCGGAUUAUUUAGCUAGUGCAGCAUUGGAUAUGAAAUCAUGUAUAAAGACCCCGCUUGAUAGAGUACCAGACAUAUUAC
Messenger RNA from Daldinia vernicosa, 2274 nucleotides. RefSeq names its product putative glutamine synthetase. The record is from RefSeq and is a predicted model, not a curated record. Gene Ontology annotation, molecular function: glutamine synthetase activity. Lineage: Eukaryota; Fungi; Ascomycota; Sordariomycetes; Xylariales; Hypoxylaceae. The transcript has 3 exons. Bases 276 to 1733 code for a protein of 485 amino acids.